GCUUUCCCCGCCUUCUCAAUAUGGCGGCUGCAGAAGCCGGGUUCGCACUUCCGGCAGGAGGAGCCACGUCUAGAGCUGCCUGGCUGCAGCAAGAAAUCCAGGAUUCUGUGAGCUCUGCAUCAAGAUAGCCACGGUGAGGUAGAUGCUAUUCACCAGCUCUCAGGUGAGAGUCCUCAGCCGAGCCCAGGACUUCUGUGAUCAUAUGGCCAUAUAAGUCUUCAACUGGGAGAGAACCACCACCGAUGAGAGAUGUUUCCACUGAAGUUCUUGGUCCAGCACAGCCAACUCUUACUUUGUGUAUUGGCUUCAAGCGAGAGGGCUAGAGUCUGGCCAGGGCAGUAGCUGCUCAGUCCCACCUCUGCUGCUCACCAGUAGACAAAAAGGUGUUUGGGAAAUUGCGUUGCUGCCAAUGGGGAGGUGGACCUUCGGCUUGACCUUCAUAUGGAAGGUGAUGCUGACUCUUGGGCUGGUGCUCCUCUAUUACUGCUUCUCCAUCGGUAUCACCUUCUACAACAAAUGGCUAAUGAAGAGUUUCCACUUCCCCCUCUUCAUGACUCUGCUUCACUUGGUAGUGAUAUUCCUUUUCUCGGCUUUGUCCCGAGUGUUGACACAGUGCUGCCAUCAGCGCCCCCGAGUGGUGCUGAGCUGGGCCGACUACCUCCAGAGAGUAGCUCCCACAGCAUUGGCAACGGCACUUGACGUGGGUCUGUCUAACUGGAGCUUCCUGUACAUCACCGUCUCACUGUACACAAUGACCAAGUCCUCGGCAGUCCUCUUCAUUUUGAUCUUCUCCCUGAUCUUCAAGCUAGAGGAGCUGCGGGCAGCAUUGGUCCUGGUGGUCCUGCUUAUUGCUGGUGGCCUCUUCAUGUUUACUUAUAAGUCCACACAGUUUAAUGGAGAGGGAUUUGCCCUAGUAUUAGGGGCCUCAUUCAUUGGGGGAAUUCGAUGGACCCUUACCCAGAUCCUCUUACAGAAAGCUGAACUAGGUCUCCAAAAUCCUAUUGACACCAUGUACCAUCUGCAACCACUAAUGUUUCUGGGACUCUUCCCCCUUUUUGCUGUUUUUGAAGGCUUGCAUUUGUCUACAUCGGAGAAGAUCUUCCGCUUCCAGGAUCCAGGGCUCCUCCUGGGAGUACUUGGGACACUCUUCUUUGGUGGCAUUCUUGCCUUCGGCUUGGGCUUUUCAGAGUUCCUAUUAGUUUCCAGAACCUCUAGCCUGACCCUCUCCAUUGCUGGGAUUUUUAAGGAAGUCUGUACUUUGCUGCUGGCAGCUCAUCUGCUGGGAGACCAGAUCAGCCUGUUGAACUGGCUGGGCUUUGCCCUCUGUCUGUCUGGGAUAUCUCUCCAUAUCACUCUCAAAGCCCUCAACUCCAAAGGUGAAAGUGGUCCUAAGCCCCACAAAGGGCCUGUCUCCAGCUCUGACCUGGAGCUACUUCUCCGCAACAGGGAGCCUGGUGAUGAGGAAGAUGAGGAUGAAGGGGAAAAAUACUUUGUGGCCCAGGGACAGUAGUGACCUGCCUGACUGGUAGUGCCAGAAGCGUGUUCUCCCCCCUCCCCCCUUUCCUGCACUGAUUCUUCCUUGUACACCUUUGGUAGCCAACCGUGUGGGCAGAUGCAAGUGUCCUGCCUCAUCAGACGGGCAGCAGUGGGCUCUGUGAUGCCCAGACUGGGACUCAGCUGAUAUAAUGUAUCAAUGUGGAAAUUGUUGGGAUAAAAUGGCCAUUAUGGUAGUGUUCUUGGUAUCCAGGACCAAAUGAGAGCUGUAUGGACCAUCAGGGUGGAGAAGCUAUAUUACCGAGUCUUGGAAAGUCCAAGACUUGGGAGGGGGGUCACAGUGGAGGAUGAGAAUGGGCUGGUUCCCUAGAGUGGUUCCCUAAGACCUCUUAGACCAAGAAUUAUGACAAGAAUUGUCAUAAUUAAGGGUUUAAUCAAGAUCACUAAGGGAAGCAGAUGUGAACUCUAGACUAUUCUCCAACUAGGGGAAGGUGGAGGGGCUGGGACCUCAGAACCUAGAGAGCUGCUUUGCAGCUUUUAUUUAUAGUUUGGAAAUAAAUGCUUUAUGGUCCACUGAC
Antechinus flavipes (yellow-footed antechinus) is the source of this 2072-nucleotide messenger RNA. RefSeq names its product solute carrier family 35 member C2 (gene SLC35H1). The transcript has 10 exons. Bases 410 to 1510 code for a protein of 366 amino acids. Gene Ontology annotation, biological process: UDP-glucose transmembrane transport. Gene Ontology annotation, cellular component: cis-Golgi network; endoplasmic reticulum-Golgi intermediate compartment; Golgi apparatus. The record is from RefSeq and is a predicted model, not a curated record. NCBI's taxonomy places the organism in Eukaryota, Metazoa, Chordata, Mammalia, Dasyuromorphia, Dasyuridae. Gene Ontology annotation, molecular function: antiporter activity.